Molecule: messenger RNA, 2680 nt
Organism: Acanthochromis polyacanthus (spiny chromis)
Lineage: Eukaryota; Metazoa; Chordata; Actinopteri; Pomacentridae
Product: rhodopsin
Exons: 1
Coding region: 1287-2372 (361 amino acids)
Biological process (GO): G protein-coupled receptor signaling pathway
Cellular component (GO): membrane
Molecular function (GO): peptide binding; G protein-coupled receptor activity
Source: RefSeq, a predicted model, not a curated record
UGCAUUUAUUUAUUUGUGCUUUUAAUGUUUAUUGAAGGACAGCUAUAUGUGUAAAAAUAAUGACACUGCCAACAAGGUAAACCAGGGUAAGACAGCAUAAUUUUCAACGUACAAGAAAAAUGCCAGUUGUUUUUUUUUUAAUUUUAUGGACAUUAUCAUGUAUUUACAUGUAAGACAUGCAUUUCUGUUUGUCUUUAUUCUUCUGACUAAUGUGAAGUAGAAAAAGAAACUAAUCAAAAUGUAACACCUUUGGAUACUUUUUUAAUUUAAAUUAAUGAUUGGUUAUUUUGAUUUUUCAAAUUUUAACUUUGCUGGUUGCAUUUUUAGUUUAAAAAAUGUUUUUGCUACAAACAUUUAAAUAUAUGAGACAAGAACCCAUUUUCAAGCAUUAACUUUUAGAAUAAGUUUGCAAGAAUACCUGGACUAAAAUCUGGAUGCUAACAUUUACAAAUGGGUAUGACAUGUACGCAGAUGAGAAACUCAGGGCUUUUACUGAUGGAUUAUAAAUAAAACUACUUUAAUUACCCAUUAAUCAUCAAUAAUGCCUAGAAUUACUGCUAUGCUGCAUUUUAUAAAUGAAAAAGUGCUUAAAGUUUGGCUGGCAAUAGACAGAAGUUUCUUACAUUAAAAGCAUGAAAACAUAUGUGCUGUUCAGGGUUUGUUCUCUGAAGAUUAAAAAAUCUGAGGGAAAAUCAAUCAAGAGCUGCAGCCAAGACAAUAAAUGGGACAUCCACUGUGUAGGUGUAAGAGGAUCAGAUGAUUUCCCACAGAAAGAAAGCUAAAAUCUCAUUAGUUUGUAGGACAUCAAACACAAAUGUACUGGGUCAGUCAACUCACUGUCACAUUCUAACCUGAACUCCUCUAGAGCGCAGGAAUAACAACUGGGAAAUCAUGUACUGUUUGGUUUCUGUGCCGCUGAAGUAGCAUUUUGUGUGUAAUACACUGAAAGGUUUGGAUUGGUAGCUCUUCAGAGACGGCUGCUGUUUGUUUAGUGGACAUUUAGGUGCUCUUGUUUUGUUUUUUGCUCUGCUUUGAGGCCAUUUUCAGUCAGGGGAGGGCGCGUCAUAAGAAAAAUGCACAUCUCAUUGGGGUUACAUGAUGGAGGUGCCAUGAGGGAAAACAAAGUGAUGAUCUGUUGUUUAAACUCUGCAGUGUGAUGGGGUUGGGCCUCCGCUAUAAAUGUCAAAACACCAGAGCGUCCUUCCCACAUUACGAGCCCCAGUGAGGCUGUUCGGCUUCUUUCAUCCGACAGUAAAGAUAAGGUCGUCGACUGAUCUCCUGGAACGAUGGAUGCAGAGGAGUUGAUUGAAUCCAUCAUCAGAGCACUCAUGUUUAUAGCAGGGAUCCUGGGAAACAACUGGCUGGCUAUCUGCUCCCUGCCCAAGCUGAAAUCUGGCAUCCGCACCAACGAGGUCCUUUUCAUCAACCUGGCUCUCUCCAACCUCAUCACCAACUUCCUGGUGGACCUGCCCGACACCAUCGCAGACUUCAACGGAAGCUGGUUCCUGGGGGAAACCUUCUGCGGCGUGUUUCGCUUUUGCGCCGACCUCUCGGAAACCAGCAGCAUCUUCACGACCUUCUUCAUCAGCGCCUUCUGGCACCAGAAGCUGGUCGGCUCCUUGAAACGUGGAGGAGCUCCGGUGCAGCUGGACAACCUCUGUCUGGUGAUGUGUCUCCUGGCCGGGAGCUGGACGGUGGCCGUGGUCUUCAGCAUCCCUCACUUCUUCUUCGUCUCGGUGGAAGGGGGGAACGGGAGCGAAGAGGACUGUUUAGACGUCUUCCCCAGCGCUCUUGCCCGGCAAACAUACGAGGCCAUUUAUUUAACCGUUGCUAAUGCUUUCCCUCUUGCUGGGAUUGUAUUUGCGAGCGUCCAGAUCGUCAUUACUUUGUACCAAAACCAGCGGCGUAUACGGGGGCAUAAUUCUGAUGCAGCCAAAGAGGUGGUUGAAGAGGACAAGAGUCUUGAAAACAGAGAUGAUGAGAGAUCCCUCAGUACCGUUUCUGGUAAAGAGCUCAAUUGUUCACGUCCAGACGGAGGGCCAUCAGAUCAGAGUGCCCACAUCGCUCCCUUCAACAGGGAAACAGAGAGCAGAGCUGGAGCCAAACCAAAUGUUUCGAGGCCCAACCAGAUGCCAUCAAAGCCCAGUUCCAACACAAGCACUCAGGUGAGGGCAGCCAAGAGUGUGGUAGCUGUAGCCAGCGUGGUUCUGGUCUGCUGGCUGACUCAUCUGCUUCUGCGCAUCACCAACAACAUCCACACUUCAUCAAUAGUAGUGGAGGUGGCCAGCUACAUCGCAGCCUCCUACACUUGCAUCAUCCCUUACAUAUUCCUGCACGGAGUGAAAAAACUUUCUUGCAAGUGCAAAAGAUAGAAAUGUGGACAUCACAUCCAGGUCUUUCUCUUGGACUUCUGGUUAUGUAAAGUGAAGACAGCUUGUCCCCGAUGCUAAAAUGUGUAGCUGUCCACUCAGAAAUGCUUCUCCAGAGUCGUCUCUUUUAUCCAGCUGUCAAACACAUUCUGCCAAACAGCCAAGUGUUGCUACUGCACCAUUAAAAACUGCAUCUGAAAUUGUCAGAAAAGUCCUUUCAUUCAUUUGCUGAUAUGUGUUUCUGAAAGCAGAAUAUGUGACGUUACAAUGACCUUUCUUGCAUAACAUUAAAAAGCUGUCAAAAGACGCAG